AGUUGCUCACUGCAUUUCAUGAAUGGAAAAGGAAAUAGCAACAAGACCAUAUGACUUGACAGCCUUCGUGAAUUGCAGGACCUUUUUGAAAAAUCACUCUAAUUACAUUUUUCAUAACAGUUUCCACUUGUAAGUGGUUUUGAGAGUCAGUGCUGCUGAGUGAGCCGUGCAGUUAGCUCUUACAGGUUAGAGCUUCAUUAGCUAGAAAGCUAGUUACUGAUUCAUUGACUAGCCGCGGGAACUCUACAUCACUGUCCGGCUUGUGUAACUGAUACAAAACAUAAUAAACGGUGAAAAAAAAUGUUGAAGGAAAUCUUCGAGCUGCCGCCUGAGGAUAAAAUAUUUUACGCCGUCUUGGUGUUUUCAUGGACGGUUUAUCUUUGGGAGGCCUACCUCUCUCACAGACAGAGGAGGAUCUACAGCUCUGCCACGCAUGUGCCCGCUGAGCUAGGGAAGAUUAUGGAUGCUGAGACGUUUGAGAAGUCACGCCUCUACCAGCUGGACAAGAGCAACUUCGGUUUCUGGAGUGGACUUUACUCUGAAAUCGAGGGAACGCUCAUCCUGCUGUUUGGAGGCAUCCCGUUCCUCUGGAAGAUCUCGGGACACCUGAUCGGCCACUUCAGGCUCGGCCCGGAGUACGAGAUCUCGCAGUCAUUGGUCUUCUUGCUGCUGGCGACGUUAUUCAGCGCCUUCACAGGUCUGCCGUGGAGUCUCUACAGCACGUUCGUCAUCGAGGAGAAGCACGGGUUCAACCAGCAGACGUUGGGCUUCUUCCUGAAAGACGCUCUGAAGAAGUUUGUGGUGACUCAGUGCAUUCUGCUGCCUGUCACCUCUCUGCUCCUCUACAUCAUAAAGAUCGGCGGAGAAUAUUUCUUCAUCUACGCCUGGCUCUUCACGCUUAUCGUCUCUCUGAUUCUGGUGACCAUCUACGCCGACUACAUCGCCCCGCUGUUCGAUAAGUUCACCCCACUGCCAGAAGGAGAGCUGAAGACAGACAUCGAAAGCAUGGCCCAGAGCAUCAGCUUCCCGCUCACCAAGAUCUAUGUGGUAGAAGGCUCUAAAAGAUCCUCACAUAGCAACGCCUACUUCUACGGUUUCUUCAAGAACAAGCGCAUUGUGCUGUUCGACACACUGCUGGAAGAUUACUCGCCCCUGAACAAGAAAAACGAUGGAGAGCCCGUCACUGAACAGAACAAGACCGAGGAGACGGGAGAUGAGCCCAAGCUCCAGCCUAAGCACAAAAAGCAAGGCUGCAGUAAUCUAGAGGUUCUGGCGGUUCUUGGUCAUGAAUUGGGACACUGGAAGCUGGGCCACACAGUGAAGCACAUCGUCAUCAGCCAGCUGAACUCGUUCCUCUGCUUCUUCCUGUUCGCUGCUCUGAUUGGGCGGAAAGAGCUCUUCAUGGCCUUCGGCUUCCACGACAGCCAGCCGACGCUCAUUGGGCUGCUCAUCAUCUUCCAGUUCAUCUUCUCCCCCUACAACGAGCUCCUGACGUUCUGCCUGACCGUGCUGAGCCGCAGAUUCGAGUUCCAGGCAGAUGCGUUUGCACGAGCCAUGGGUCGAUCGACUGAGCUCUGCUCGGCCCUUAUCAAGCUAAACAAAGAUAACCUGGGCUUUCCUGUGGCUGAUUGGCUCUUCUCGAUGUGGCACUAUUCCCACCCUCCACUGCUGGAGCGCCUCAGGGCCAUCAAGGACACAACGAAACAAGACUGACGGUUCCACCAGGGGGCGCCACAUUCACCAUCUGCCCCUCACAGAACGGGCCUCGGAUGGCCAUUUCUGGCUGUCUAAAUUAAGAAAGAAAGAAAAAAAAAGUCUCUCUCUUAAUAUCUAUCUCUUACUCCUUUAAUUUUUGAGGGUUCGUUUUGCAAAUUUUGUACCCGUUUUAAUUAAUUUGCUUUAAUUGGACUUGUAUACAGUGCAGCAGAAAGAGGAGUCGAAAAAGAUCGUGCUUUUUAAAUUCAGAAACGUCCUCUCCUUCUCAAUUCACAGCAAAAUAAUCGUUUUAUUUUCCAUAUCCUCCAUACUGUCGCCUUGAUUUUCCAGGAGAGAGACGGCACGAGGCAAAGCACCUCGUUUAACCUUGACAGUGACGAGGAGCACCUUAUAAAAAUGCCUGGCGUUGUUCUAGUUACAUUAGUUCACUACUUUGAGUAAUUUGAGUUUCUUUCAAACUAAAGAUUGUCAUUAUACCUGUAAAUACAGUGAUUUUUUUUUUUUUAAUUCUGAGCAACUUGGAAAAAUAAAUAAUACAUUUCAGAAUUGUUGACCGUAGUUAGAAAUCUGUUGAAAUUUUUACACUUUAGUUUUUUUUUUUAUUUUGAAUGCCUCCAGCAUAUGAGUGUGCGCGCGUGUUUAAAAAAAAAAAAAAAAAGUGAUGAAGUUAUCCAAUUCCCUUUAUUUUUUCGUGUCUACAUUUGAUGAAAUCCAAAGCGUUAACUUUCCAGGAGAGCCUUAUCACUGGUCAUCAACCAACUUUACUUUCUCAGUAUAUCUCAGUGUCACGUCACAGACAUUGCCUUGAGAAAAGGAUUUCAUUGCGGUGGAUUAAUUUUUGCAUGCUUGAGUUAACAAUCCACUCAUCCAACUCGUAGAGUUCAGAACAUAUUGGGAUAAAAAAGAGAAAAAAACCCCCAGAAAGGAUUAAAAGAGAGGGAUAAAGCCAUAAUCAAGGAUUAAGCACAGGAUUAAGAAGACGAGGAUUUAGUGAGAAGUUGUCAGAUGUGUUUAGGCAUCUCAGGAGUUACAUUAUACAGUAUGUGGCGUUUUUUCUCUGUCAGAGAUUUCGGAUUUGUCCACCUUAGAAGCAAAGCUCACCUUGGAACUCAUCAUCCCUUUCCACAUUUGCUGUGUUUGAUGUGAUGUUUGUGAAUGUGAAUGUACCAUCUCAUGAAUAAAUCUCACAGCAAAUUC
Molecule: messenger RNA, 2913 nt
Organism: Neoarius graeffei (lesser salmon catfish)
Lineage: Eukaryota; Metazoa; Chordata; Actinopteri; Siluriformes; Ariidae
Gene: zmpste24
Product: zinc metallopeptidase, STE24 homolog
Exons: 10
Coding region: 301-1713 (470 amino acids)
Biological process (GO): CAAX-box protein processing
Cellular component (GO): endoplasmic reticulum membrane
Molecular function (GO): metalloendopeptidase activity
Source: RefSeq, a predicted model, not a curated record